AUGUCAAAUGCUGCAGAGAGGAGUGAAUCUUUUCUACUCACGUUUAGGCUAGCCUUGUUUUGGUGGAUUGCUUUAAUAAGGAUGGAUCUGUCAGAGCUUGGAGAAGCCGCAGCCUUCCUCAGAAGAAGCGAAGCUGAGCUGCUUCUACUACAGGCCACAGCCUUGGACGGGAAGAAGAAAUGCUGGAUUCCUGAUGGUGAGAACGCUUAUAUCGAGGCUGAGGUAAAAGGGAGUGAAGAUGAUGGAACAGUAAUUGUUGAGACAACAGAUGGAAAGAGUCUGAGCAUAAAAGAGGACAAAAUCCAGCAGAUGAAUCCUCCAGAGUUUGAAAUGAUUGAAGAUAUGGCAAUGCUGACUCACCUCAAUGAGGCAUCCGUGCUGCAUGCCCUGAAGCGGCGCUAUGGCCAGUGGAUGAUCUAUACAUAUUCAGGUCUCUUCUGUGUGACCAUAAACCCUUACAAAUGGCUUCCCGUGUAUAAGAAAGAAGUCGUGGCGGCCUACAAAGGGAAGAGGCGAUCAGAGGCUCCCCCUCACAUCUUUGCUGUUGCCAAUAAUGCCUUUCAGGACAUGCUUCACAAUCGAGAAAAUCAGUCUAUACUCUUUACAGGAGAAUCUGGUGCUGGAAAGACUGUGAACAGCAAACAUAUUAUCCAGUAUUUUGCCACCAUAGCAGCCAUGAGUGAACCCAGGAAAAAGCCGGGGGCGUUAGAAGAGCAAAUCAUGCAAGCGAAUAUUAUCUUGGAAGCAUUUGGAAAUGCUAAAACCCUGAGAAAUGACAACUCCUCUCGUUUUGGCAAAUUCAUCAGGAUGCACUUUGGUGCCAGAGGCAUGCUGUCAUCUGUGGACAUUGAUAUCUAUUUUCUUGAAAAGUCCAGGGUGAUUUUCCAGCAGCCUGGAGAGAGGAACUACCACAUAUUCUAUCAAAUUCUAUCUGGACAAAAAGAGCUUCAUGACAUGCUCCUGGUGUCUGCAAAUCCCUCAGACUUCCACUUUUGCUCCUGUGGAGCAGUUACUGUGGAGAGCUUGGAUGAUGCUGAAGAAUUGCUGGCCACAGAACAAGCCAUGGACAUCUUGGGCUUUCUUCCUGAUGAGAAGUAUGGAUGCUAUAAACUCACUGGAGCCAUCAUGCACUUUGGAAACAUGAAAUUUAAACAGAAACCUAGAGAAGAGCAACUGGAAGCAGAUGGCACAGAAAAUGCUGACAAAGCUGCUUUCCUCAUGGGCAUUAACUCCUCUGAGUUGGUAAAGGACUUGAUCCAUCCUAGAAUCAAAGUUGGUAAUGAGUAUGUUACCAGAGGUCAAACUAUAGAACAGGUAACCUGUGCUGUUGGCGCCCUGUCCAAGUCAAUGUAUGAAAGGAUGUUUAAGUGGCUGGUGGCACGGAUCAACAGGGCCCUGGAUGCCAAGCUGUCAAGGCAGUUCUUCACUGGCAUUCUUGACAUCACUGGUUUUGAAAUCCUUGAGUAUAAUAGCCUUGAGCAACUUUGCAUUAAUUUUACCAAUGAAAAGUUACAACAGUUCUUCAAUCGGCACAUGUUUGUUCUGGAGCAAGAGGAAUAUAAGAAAGAAAGCAUUGAAUGGGUGUCUAUUGGCUUUGGUCUGGAUUUGCAAGCUUGCAUAGAUCUCAUUGAGAAGCCAAUGGGCAUCUUUUCCAUCCUUGAAGAAGAGUGUAUGUUUCCUAAGGCUACAGACCUGACUUUCAAGACCAAACUCUUUGACAACCAUUUUGGAAAGUCGGUUCAUCUCCAGAAGCCCAAGCCUGAUAAGAAGAAAUUUGAAGCUCAUUUCGAACUUGUCCAUUAUGCAGGAGUGGUACCUUAUAAUAUCAGUGGUUGGCUGGAAAAGAACAAAGACCUCCUUAAUGAAACAGUGGUAGCUGUAUUUCAGAAGUCUUCCAACAGACUCCUGGCGAGCCUUUUUGAAAAUUACAUGAGUACUGACAGUGCUAUACCAUUUGGGGAAAAGAAACGAAAGAAAGGAACUUCAUUCCAAACAGCUGCAUCUCUGCAUAAAGAAAACCUGAAUAAAUUGAUGACUAAUCUGAAAUCAACAGCACCUCAUUUUGUGAGAUGCAUAAAUCCCAAUGUGAAUAAAAUGCCGGGUAUAUUGGACCCUUACUUGGUUCUACAGCAGUUACGCUGUAAUGGUGUCUUGGAAGGGAUUAGGAUAUGCCGUGAAGGUUUUCCAAACCGACUGCAGUAUGCUGAUUUUAAACAAAGGUACUGCAUUCUGAAUCCAAGGACCUUUCCAAAGAGCAAGUUUGUGAGCAGCAGAAAAGCAGCUGAAGAAUUACUUGGCUCCUUGAAGAUAGACCAUACCCAGUACCGAUUUGGAAUCACUAAGGUGUUUUUUAAAGCUGGGUUUCUGGGUCAACUGGAAGCAAUGAGAGAUGAGAGACUAUCUAAAGUCUUCACAUUGUUCCAAGCCAGAGCACAGGGCAAACUGAUGCGAAUCAAAUUCCAGAAGAUUCUGGAAGAAAGGGAUGCACUCAUUUUGAUACAAUGGAACAUAAGAGCUUUUAUGGCUGUGAAGAACUGGGCCUGGAUGAGGCUCUUCUUCAAGAUCAAGCCUCUUGUUAAAUCUUCAGAAAGAGGAGAAGAAAUAGCUGGACUGAAGGAAGAGUGUGCACAAUUACAGAAAGCCUUGGAGAAAUCAGAGUUUCAGAGGGAGGAACUGAAAGCAAAGCAAGUAUCCCUCACUCAGGAAAAAAAUGACCUGAUUCUUCAGCUUCAGGCUGAGCAAGAGACACUGGCAAAUGUUGAAGAGCAGUGCGAGUGGCUGAUUAAAUCCAAGAUCCAGCUGGAGGCCAGAGUAAAAGAGCUGUCGGAGAGGGUGGAGGAAGAAGAGGAGAUAAAUUCUGAGCUGACUGCCAGGGGGCGGAAACUCGAAGAUGAAUGUUCGGAGUUGAAGAAAGAAAUCGAUGACUUGGAAACAAUGUUGGUGAAGUCAGAGAAGGAGAAACGUACUACAGAGCACAAGGUCAAGAACCUGACUGAGGAAGUAGAGUUUCUAAAUGAGGAUAUCAGCAAACUUAACAGAGCAGCCAAAGUUGUGCAGGAGGCCCAUCAGCAGACCCUAGAUGACCUGCACAUGGAGGAGGAGAAGCUCAGCAGCCUGAGCAAAGCAAAUCUGAAGCUGGAACAGCAAGUUGUUGGGCUUGAGGGUGCCCUUGAGCAGGAGAGAAAAGCGAGAAUUAACUGUGAAAGGGAACUGCACAAACUGGAGGGCGAUUUAAAGCUGAAUCAGGAAAGUAUGGAGAACCUGGAAAGCAGCCAGCGACACCUGGCAGAAGAGCUGAGGAAAAAAGAAUUAGAAAACAGUCAGAUGAAUUCAAAAGUGGAGAAUGAGAAAGGCCUGGUAGCUCAGCUUCAGAAGAUGGUUAAAGAGCUUCAGACUCAAAUAAAGGAUUUGAAAGAGAAACUAGAAGCUGAAAGGACCACUCGAGCCAAGAUGGAAAAGGAGAGAGCUGACCUCACCCAAGACCUGGCUGACUUGAAUGAGAGACUGGAGGAGGUAGGAGGAGCCAGUUUGGCUCAGCUGGAAAUAACUAAGAAACAGGAAACCAAAUUCCAGAAGCUGCGCCGAGACAUGGAAGAGGCCACGCUGCACUUUGAGGCAACUUCUGCAUCUUUGAAGAAGAGACAUGCAGACAGCCUGGCUGAGCUCGAGGGCCAGGUAGAAAAUCUACAGCAGGUCAAGCAGAAACUGGAAAAAGAUAAGAGUGACUUGCAGCUAGAAGUAGAUGACCUCCUGACCCGUAUUGAGCAGAUGACAAGGGCUAAGGCAAAUGCUGAGAAACUCUGUACUCUAUACGAAGAGCGCUUGAAUGAAGCAAAUGCAAAGCUAGAUAAGGUGACUCAGUUGGCAAAUGACCUGGCAGCACAAAAGACAGAGCUGUGGAGUGAGAGUGGCGAGUUCCUACGGAGGCUUGAAGAGAAGGAAGCUCUGAUAAACCAACUUUCCAGUGAAAAGAGCAACUUCACUCGGCAAAUUGAAGAACUGAGAGGGCAGUUGGAAAAGGAGACCAAAUCCCAGAGUGCCCUGGCCCAUGCCCUGCAGAAGGCCCAGCGUGACUGUGACCUUCUACGAGAGCAGUAUGAGGAAGAACAAGAGGUCAAGGCUGAGCUGCACCGGACCUUAUCCAAAGUCAAUGCUGAAAUGGUGCAAUGGAGAAUGAAGUAUGAAAACAAUGUCAUCCAGAAAACAGAAGACUUGGAGGAUGCCAAGAAGGAACUGGCAAUUAGGUUGCAGGAGGCAGCGGAAGCCAUGGGGGUGGCCAAUGCCAGAAAUGCCUCCUUGGAGAGAGCCAGACACCGGCUGCAGCUGGAGCUCGGGGACGCCCUGUCUGACCUCGGGAAGGUCCGCUCUGCAGCAGCCAGGCUGGACCAGAAGCAGCUGCAGUCUGGCAAGGCCCUUGCGGACUGGAAGCAGAAGCAUGAGGAGUCGCAGACGUUGCUGGAUGCCUCUCGGAAGGAAAUCCAGGCUCUCAGUACAGAGCUCCUCAAGCUCAAGCACGCCUACAAGGAGAGCAUCGUGGGCCAGGAGACACUCAGGAGGGAGAACAAGAACCUCCAAGAAGAGAUUUCUAAUCUGACAAACCAGGUUAGAGAAGGGACCAAGAACUUAACUGAAAUGGAAAAGGUCAAGAAACUAAUUGAACAGGAGAAGACAGAAGUCCAGGUGACUCUGGAAGAAACAGAGGGAGCCUUGGAACGUAAUGAAAGCAAGAUUCUUCGUUUCCAGCUUGAACUCUUGAAAGCUAAAGCAGAACUUGAAAGAAAGCUUUCAGAGAAAGAUGAAGAAUUAGAAAAUUUUAGGAGGAAACAGCAGUGUACCAUUGACUCCAUGCAGUCUAGUCUGGAUUCUGAAGCUAAGAGCAGAAUUGAGGCUACCCGGCUGAAGAAGAAGAUGGAAGAGGACCUCAAUGAGAUGGAACUCCAGCUUAGCUGUGCCAACCGGCAGGUGUCAGAGGCAACCAAAUCCAUGGGCCAGCUUCAGAUUCAAAUCAAGGACCUUCAGAUGCAGCUGGAUGACAGCACACAACUGAACAGUGAUCUGAAGGAGCAGGUGGCUGUGGCUGAGCGGCGCAACUCUCUUCUUCAGUCUGAACUAGAGGAUCUAAGGUCCUUGCAAGAGCAGACAGAGCGUGGCCGCAGGCUGUCAGAAGAAGAGCUCCUGGAAGCAACAGAAAGAAUCAAUCUUUUCUAUACCCAGAACACAAGCCUCCUCAGCCAGAAGAAGAAACUGGAGGCUGAUGUUGCCCAGAUGCAGAAAGAAGCUGAAGAGGUGGUGCAGGAGUGUCAAAAUGCAGAAGAGAAGGCCAAGAAGGCAGCCACUGAGGCAGCAAACUUGUCAGAAGAACUGAAGAAGAAGCAAGAUACCAUUGCCCACUUGCAAAAGACGAGAGAAAAUAUGGAGCAGACAAUUACAGACUUACAGAAAAGGCUGGCUGAAGCUGAACAGACGGCCCUGAUGGGGAGUAGAAAACAAAUCCAGAAACUAGAAUCCAGGGUUCGUGAACUGGAAGGUGAACUGGAGGGUGAAAUCCGUCGCAGUGCAGAGGCCCAGAGGGGAGCCCGCAGACUUGAGCGAUGCAUCAAAGAGCUGACCUAUCAGGCAGAGGAAGACAAGAAGAAUCUGAGCAGGAUGCAAACUCAGAUGGAUAAACUUCAGCUAAAAGUGCACAAUUACAAGCAGCAAGUCGAGGUGGCGGAAGCACAAGCCAAUCAAUACCUUUCCAAGUAUAAGAAGCAGCAACAUGAGUUGAAUGAAGUGAAGGAAAGGGCAGAGGUGGCAGAAUCUCAAGUCAAUAAACUCAAGAUUAAAGCAAGAGAGUUUGGGAAAAAGGUUCAAAAAGAAUAGUAUCCCCUGCUUUGAAAGGACAACAGCUGGAGAAGUACAAGGAAGGUGCUGUUUCAUGGCCAAAAAUUUAGCUUGCGUUGGAAACAUUUUUUAAAAACAUGUUUAAAUUGCUUUUCACACCAUAUAAACAAGGCAAUUAGAAAAAUAAUUAAAGGGAAUAUCAUUGCUUCCACAGUUAAUGGGGAUUUUUUGAUCCUCAAAUGCAAGUAAACUACCUUGUAAUGUUUCACAUGACAAAUUAAAUAAAUGGAAGAACUUUUUCGAUUCUGAUGUUUAAAAAAUGAAUAAAUACUUAAUCCUUUGUCCAUAUUUCCUCUUAAUGGGUAGGACUCAUAGAUGUCCUUAGACCAAUCACGCUCCAUGGGGACUAGGGCAUGUUGGUGAAUGGUUUUUACUGAAGUUAGGCAACUUUGGCUUGAUUCACCCCUACGUCUAUGAAUGUAUAUUGUGAGCUGGCAGUGGUGGAAUGAAAGUCAUAAAAUCUCCUCAGCAUUGUGAUAUAAAUAUAGCCAUAGUUAGGCAAUUUGAACAUGUAGGCAAAACUCUCCUAAUCAACGCACAUGUAGGCUAUAUGCUGGUACACACUUUAAACAUGGAGGUAACCCCACACAAGACAUUCAGUGGCAGGUGAUGUGCUGGAUUUCUGCAGUGCCAAUUUAGCUCAGCCGGAGGAACGUGUCCCGGAAUUCCUCUCUCUCGUGGUUCUGGAUUGGAGUAGGUCAUAAAGAAUUUUGCAUUAAUCUGAUAAGCAAAAAUCAGCUAUUUUACGCUCAUAAGGUCAGUGUACAGACCCAAGCAUUGUGACAGCUUGAAAAUAUGACUCCUGGCCAAAAAGGGGCACUAGAAAGGACCAGAGACAGCUCCCUGGACCCAGAGCUCUUCCAGCUCCUGCCAGCCGCCUCCUCCAGCUUUGCAGAGUCCUGGCCAGGUGUGUGUGCAGCUCCAUGGCAACCAGCACCAGCUUUUCCUGAGAUCAUCCACAGCAUUGCAGUGGAGGCCAUGAGGCAGACAUGGGUUCUGUUUGUUCUUAUGGACUUCCCUUCAUCCUCGCUGCAUGCACAGCCGACCUACCGUGACUUCAGGCCCAGGACCAGAUGCAGAGGGAGCAGCCUGGCAUAGACUUCUCCACCAGCACCCACAAUUGUAGCAAUGCUGAUAGAAAAUCCUGUUUGAAGGAUGAGCCACUGAGAAAUACACUAAUAUUCAAGAAUAGAUUUGCUUCUUUCCACUUCAUAAAUGUUUUCAAUCAACUCAUAAAUACCUAGCAAGAUUAUUUCCUGGUAUUAAGUACAGCUAUAAGGGUGUUCAUCACAACCAGGUAAUGUAGAACACUGGAAAUGCCUGAAUACCCACCAACAGGGGAACAGUUGUAUCAUUUAUAACAUUAGUAUACUACAAGAUACUGUGCAUUAAAAAUGAGGAGAUUUCCAUGUAUUGACUUGGAAGGAAGCUCAUGGCAUAUUAGGACAAAUAUGAUUACUAAUAACACGGAAUGAUGU
Macaca mulatta (Rhesus monkey) is the source of this 7361-nucleotide messenger RNA. Lineage: Eukaryota; Metazoa; Chordata; Mammalia; Primates; Cercopithecidae. The record is from RefSeq and is a predicted model, not a curated record.